AUGAUCGCUGCUAUCCCUUUCGUUGCGCUGGUCCUGACGUCGGUUGCCACUAGCGUCAGCCCCUCCCACUUCCACUGGAUUCUUGAGUUGGCUAUUGGCAUGGUCUCAUCCAUCAACCGAAAGGUAGCAUGCUUUGCAGCAUCAACCGCGCCGGUUAGUAAAAUCAUUCAUAAUCCGAAUAAAAUUCCUUUGCCUGAUCAUAAGCUUGCAAGCGAGCCUACGCUCAUCAAUCAUGAGCACCCAAUUUCCUCAAUGAAGAUGGAAACAACUCAUAUUAUUUCCAAGCGGCGACGGCCUAUCAAUUACUCCCGUUCCCAGUGUUCUAUUCCCCUUGAUCGUUUGGAUGAUACAUAUGCGAGGUUGAAUGCGCAUAUCGUAAGGUUCCGCACCAAUAACUUUCGGUUCAAGCCUUCAAAAGAACAUACAAAUAUUGCACGAGUGUUUACGCCUACCACCCUGAUCAACACUGCAGUUGCACCAAAUUGCCAGAACCAGGUGGUCGACAUUGUAACUUCCUCCCCAGAAUUGAUAGAUUCGCCUGUUAUCCAAAAGAAUAUACCGACUCUUGAACCAAACAUCGAAUUCGGUGACUUCGAGGGGGUUAAUCGACAAGAGCACGAUCAAGACAAUGCCCUUAAUAAAGUGCUGCCUGAAGCCCCUGAGACCCCUCCGGUUGUAUCUGAUACUGAACGCGCUUCACAUCAUAGCGAUCACCAACCCACUGAUAUCCUCGAAACAUCAACCUCCGUUAAUCAAGAUGCUAUUGUACCUUUAUCUUCGGCAAUAACCUAUCCUCAAUCUAUCGCUGAAGCCAAAAUUCAAGUCGAUUUCACUCCCACUUUUACGGCACCACCUACAGAACAAAAGACUCCCGAACCGGCUGGAGAUAUCACGAAUGAAUCAUUUACCGACCCAUCUGGGCCGAGAAACACUGAUAGUUGUGUCACAGGGAUUAAAACAUCAUUUGAUGCACCGACAUCCGUUAUCUCAGAGAACCAGCAACAGCUGGAUGCUCGCGUGUUCACCUCAUAUCUAACUGCAGAGGCCACCGAACCUAACAGCAUAUUUACACAAACAAUUCCUUCAUCAGCCAAGACGGAGUCGCACAUAAUCCCGAAUGACCGGGCAUAUUUCAACAGUCCACCCUUGGACCGGGGCCCUCCAAGCCCCUCAGUCUCAGAUGACAUUCUUCAAGGGAUGACAGAAGUUGUCUCUGUGCCCAAGCUCCAGGAACCCCAGGCCGGAAUGGAACCGUUUGUCGAUGAUUUUGUCGAAGCGCCGUCUGUAUUGGACAUAAGUGCCCCCAUGUAUGUUGACGAGCUGACCCAAUUAGGGUUUACGUAUGACCCUCUUGGGACCAAUCAUCUGGACUCUACGCUUGUUCCGGGCCCUACGGGUGAUUGUUUGAGUACGGUAUAUAUGGAUCAUGACCCAUCGAGCUCAUCCGACGCGGACUUUUUGGAAUUGGCCGCUGCCACACUGGCUGCGGAAGGAAUGGAUUGGGAUCUUACACUUACAACUCCGAGCGCCUCCGGGUCUGCUAGCAGCGAAGAUAUGUUAGCUCAGCCGCCAACCGAUAUGGAACUUCUCGAAUUGGAUACCUUAUUGAAUAUAGCCGGACUGUCUCACUAUACCACCAUACCGCAAACGCUCGAUACCAUUUCGCAAGAAAUCAAUACGAGCAGCGAAGAUACUUUAAUGACAGUUCCCACCGAUGAAGAAUUUCUUGCAUUAGCGGGCGCAGCGCUCUCUGAGGAAGUCAUCAGAACAGGGAUAUCUGAUUUCGACUUUACUGACAUUGACAUGAACCCCGCCAAUAUCAACACACCGUUCUUGGAUGCCUCGCAGCUGCAGUUGCUAGACCAAGCUGCCUUGUCUAUUAUUGAUGAUCUCUCCAACGGGAUACUCGAUCUACCGGGAACGUCCGACUCUAACGAACCGACCUACUUGGAGUUCAAUGACUCUGCCUCUGGAUCAUAUAUUGACCCCGACGAGCUGGUCAGGAUGUGGAGCGACUUUUGUAGAGCUCAUUAUUCAGGCGAUAGACCUACUCCCAACGUUGUAGGCUAUAUUGAAGAAGACAUUGCACAAGGGCCUAUAACGGUUGGAGUAACAGACACUGCUUGCUCGUCUACGCAUACAUUAGUGAACGAGGCGUGCCCGCCUGCCACAGCCACGUCCGUCUCGACGUUGCAAACCAGAAAAAUUAAGGGGCUACCCUUGAGGAGAAGGGCAAUCGAAAAUAAUGCCCGAUCGUUGGCAUCUCAAACCGAUUGA
Molecule: messenger RNA, 2277 nt
Organism: Rhizoctonia solani
Lineage: Eukaryota; Fungi; Basidiomycota; Agaricomycetes; Cantharellales; Ceratobasidiaceae
Exons: 8
Coding region: 1-2277 (758 amino acids)
Source: RefSeq, a predicted model, not a curated record